CAGCUAAAAUUUGAGAUUCUGUUCUCCUCGUGAUCUCGUUCGGGCCCUCUCCUUUAACCCGCCCUUUACUCCUCCCAAGUCUACUCUUCCUCUCCCUCUCACAAUAUGUAUCGUGCCAACACGCGCACACAAACAAACAGGUUUCGACAGUGGUAGAAAACAGAGGAAGGAAGGAAGGAAGCAUUUCAACAAAUGGCUUACGGGAGAGUCGUCCUCCUGCUGCUUCCGUUCGCGUUGCUCUUCGCCUCCUCACUCUGUGGCUCUCCGACCAUUGCGCCUGAGAGAAAGGGCAUCGAGAUCAGCAUCGGCGUCGGAAUUGGAAUUGGCGUCGGCAAUGACAGCGAAGCCCCACCGCCCUCGUCGUCGCCUCAUCCCAGCGAAUUCCUCAAUGUCAAGCAGUACCAAGCGUACCUUGUGAUCCAGCAGUUCAAGAGCAUCAUCACCAGCGACCCCGGCGGCGUGACCCAGUCCUGGGUCGGCCCCCGGCCUUGCGACUACCAGGGGUUUUACUGCGGUGCGCCGGAGGACUCCCCCGACGAGCCGACCAUCGCUGCCGUCGACUUCAACGGUUACAGCCUCAGCGCCCCCACCGUGGUUGGCUUCUUGGACCAACUCCCCGACCUCGCCUUCUUCCACUCCAACUCCAACAACUUCUCCGGCCCCAUCCCCGACCUAUCCGGGCUACGGUACCUCCGUGAGCUCGACGUCAGCAACAGCGCCCACACCGGCGACUUCCCCGCGGCCGUCCUCUCUCUCUCCAAUCUCAUCUUCCUCGACAUCCGCUUCAACCUCUUCGCCGGCGCUGUCCCGGCCUCCGUCUUCAUCCUCGACCUCGACGUGCUGUUCCUCAACAACAACAAUCUCAACGAGCCACUGCCGGCCGAAAUCGGAAGCUCACCAGUCGCAUACCUUACCCUGGCCAACAACGGCUUCACUGGCCCAAUUCCACAGUCGAUAUCCAAAGCUUCGAAAACCCUAAUUGAGGUGCUCCUCCUCAACAACAAUCUCUCCGGCUGCUUGCCUCAGGAAAUUGGAUUGCUGAGUGUCGCGACGGUCUUCGACGCUGGAUCCAACUGUAUCACGGGGCCGAUUCCCUGGUCCUUUGGCUGCCUCCUCAAGGUGGAGCAGCUCAACCUGGCGGAGAAUCUGCUCUACGGCGAGGUGCCAGAUCUGGUGUGCCGGCUAGCGACGGACGGCAACUUGGCCAAUCUAUCUCUCUCGGGAAACUACUUCACCGGGCUCGGACAUUCCUGCUGGGGCUUGAUCGAGGCGGGAGUGCUGGAUGUGCGGCAGAAUUGCAUACUAGGUCUGCCGGAGCAGAGGCCGCCGACGGACUGCGCGCGCUUCAUGUUGCGGCGAAAGUACUGCCCCUUCCGGUACGAGGUGCCGUGUUGCCUGUCGACGUGCGCGGUGAAGCCGGUGGCGCCACCGCGGUACGUGACGUACGAGGCGCUUCAUCAGUCGCCCCGAAAUUAGCUCUUUAUCACUCGGUCAAUCUAAUUAAUUAAUUUCGGAUUAAUAACUUAACAUGAAUGUCUGGCGGAAAUAAAUUGAUCUUUUACAUUA
This is a messenger RNA of Zingiber officinale, 1566 nucleotides long. RefSeq lists its product as uncharacterized. The record is from RefSeq and is a predicted model, not a curated record. NCBI's taxonomy places the organism in Eukaryota, Viridiplantae, Streptophyta, Magnoliopsida, Zingiberales, Zingiberaceae. The coding region runs from base 193 to 1476 and encodes 427 amino acids. The transcript has 2 exons.